AUGGAGUACCCUUCAGCGGUGACCCAGCAGUCAGCACCCGCUGGAGCCCUCUGUCCACCCUGGGCUGCCCUCUUCCUCCUCUACUCCCUGGUCAACCUCGCCGCUCACCUCUUGGAUGUGGCCAGCCACGGCCUGGUGAUCCAGGUGGCCGGCCCUUGUCUGCCCCCUUCCCGGGUGACCGCCUGGUUCAGGGACCAGGCCGUGGCCGAUGCCACAUUCACUGUUCUCCUGCCUCUGACCCUCACCUGGACCAGCUCUGCCUGGCCCCUGGGGAGUGCCUUCUGCCAUCUGGACCCCCACCUGGCCAUCCUGAGCUUCUAUGCCAGUGGCCACAUGCUGACCCACGCUGCAGCCAACGCCUUCACCGCGCUGCUCCAGCCAAACUGGGCGAUGACCCACCGCCGGACUCGGAGGGCCGUUUCCUGGGCCAGCGGAGUCUGGCUCCUUCUGCUGGUCCUGGGUGCGCUGUCCCUGCGGCUCUGGAGGGGCCGAGUGGAUACACCCGAGUCUUGUAACAGGAUACCUGUGGGGGAGCUGCCUGGCUGUGUCCCAGACUUGGCGUUCUCUGGCCUGGCCCUGAAUCAGCUGGUGUUUUGUUUUGGGGUGCUGCUGGGGGUGAUGAGUGCCAUUUGUGGGCUCGUGUGGGCCUGGCUGCAGCUAGCCAAGCUGACCGGAAGGCCCCCGCCGCUGGGGGCACUGUGGCCCCUGGGGGCCUUGCUGUUUCUCUGCUGGUUCCCCUUUCACCUGCUGCUUCUGCUGCAGCUGCUGGGAAUGUGGGAGGCCAGGCUGGGCACAGGGGAGGUCUGGGUGCCGCUCAGAUCCCUGGGGUUCACCCUGGCAGGGGCCAGCAGCUGCCUCAACCCUCUGUUCUACGCGUUCCGGGGCCAGGCCUUCAGGCAGCAGUUGUGCCAGGCCCUGGGGUCCUGCCAUGGUUGGGGAGGGGGAGAGGGAGGCAGGUGGGAGCAGGGUUGGGAGUAG
Messenger RNA from Trichechus manatus latirostris (Florida manatee), 978 nucleotides. It is a transcript of the gene GPR32, whose product is annotated as G protein-coupled receptor 32. NCBI's taxonomy places the organism in Eukaryota, Metazoa, Chordata, Mammalia, Sirenia, Trichechidae. The coding region runs from base 1 to 978 and encodes 325 amino acids. The record is from RefSeq and is a predicted model, not a curated record. The transcript has a single exon. Gene Ontology annotation, cellular component: plasma membrane. Gene Ontology annotation, molecular function: N-formyl peptide receptor activity; complement receptor activity. Gene Ontology annotation, biological process: inflammatory response; complement receptor mediated signaling pathway; phospholipase C-activating G protein-coupled receptor signaling pathway.